Molecule: messenger RNA, 734 nt
Organism: Seminavis robusta
Lineage: Eukaryota; Bacillariophyta; Bacillariophyceae; Naviculales; Naviculaceae
Source: the annotation of a GenBank genome assembly
CCGGACCACGGUUGCAUCGCAAACACCAUCAAACAACUCAACCUGAGCCCAAUAUGAUGUCAUAAAACAAAGAUCAACACACAUACUUCUUCAAAACAUCCAUCAUCCAUCCACCAUGAACAAAUUCUUCGCCCUCGUUAUUGCCGCCCUUUUCGUGGUCAACGGUGUCACUGCUUUCACCAGUGUCAAGGCACCAGUGUCUAUCACCUCCGCACCCGUUUCUUCCUUCAGUCCUUUUGUUGCUGAGACUUCUACCUCUCUCAACUUGAAGGUCAAGGUGGACCCUGAACAGAGCAAGAACCGAUCGAACCCUGCUGCUAUGAAGGGUGCCGCUUACGGAGGAUCGAUUGCGAUUGCAGUCCUUCUCCCCGUGGCUUUCCUUGUGUGGGCAGCAACCAAAUAAAUGGGCAGCCUGACGAGCUGUACAGAGCGAUAGGUGGUCAUGUACAAACUCGAAAACAGAUGAUGGAUCUGUACAAAUAAAUGGAAUGGGAAAAGAUUGAGGAUCCCGCAAUGACAAUAAAGAGACGAACGUGUACAAACGAGAGUGACUGCAGCGAACGUUUGGCAGGAGAUGAUGGACACCAAACACCAUGGAUGAUACCCGAACAUGUACAAUGAUUGAACAUUUGGCUAGGCAAACAGGGGCGAAUGGACAAAGAUGAAAGGACUGUACAAACUUAGAAUUCACGCCCCUGGAAACUAUAAUUGUAUAAAGAGUCGAAGAACCAUGU